AUGACACAGGUCAUCUCUUUGGUUACGCCGUCCCAGGCUAUGACCCCGGCCCACUCCUCCCCCAUGGAUUCCGAUGACUACGGUAGACCCCGGUUUCGUGCCUUGCCCGAUACUCCGGACUCACCUAGUCCUCGCACUUCUGGUCUGAGUAGAAAACGUGCCGCUUCCAUCAACACUGUUGAUGCAAGCUACGGUCGACUCGAGAGGCUUCAGUUGAGCACGCCUACCAGCAUGGCCAGUAGUGAAGGGACAAGAGAUAUUUGUCUCUGUGCUCCAGUACCAAAGAUUCCAAGACCUCGAAAUGCAUUCAUACUGUAUCGCCAGCAUCAUCAAGCUCAGGUUGUUGCUCGCAACCCUAACCUUUCUAACCCUGAUAUCUCAAAGAUCAUCGGAGAGCAGUGGAAAGACGAGCCCCAAGAAGUCAAAGAUAACUGGAAGGGCUUAGCAGACGAAGAAAAGCAACGCCAUCAAAGACAGUAUCCUGACUAUCGCUACCAACCUAGACGUGGAAACAAGGCCCAGGGGCUCAGAUCUGGCUCCUUAUCAGGAGACGACUCUGGCAGAUGCCCCAGGUGUAACCUGCGCUGCAUUGUGACUCCCCAAACACCUUCCACCCCAUUUCCUACACUGUCAGCACCAGAAGACAAAGCUAUUUCGUAUCCACACACACCAGGAUUUCGAGGUGAGGAAGCAGAGGCGGCUCGCCGUGGAAGUUAUGGUAACUUGCCUCUCAUGAGACAGCGCCUUCCAUUACAGCGACUUGCUUACCGAGACGUGGAUGACUAUGAGCCUGAGACUCCAGAGAUGAAGAGGCGCCGCUUCAACUCAACUGGCGGCUACCACGCUGUGUCCUCACCUGUAGCGCGAACAAUGUCGAUGGGUGCGACUCAUCCACGGCCAUAUCCUGUUACUCCUCUCCCUGAGCCGCACUUUACUCGAUCAAGGCCUGGUCCGAUGCCGCCUCCUCCGCGACCUGCAGCUGGAGGACCAUGGAGUGACCAAGAGUACCGUGGCCGAAAAGCCUACGAUGAGUCUCUACGGCUCCCUCCUCUGCAGACUGCUGGACCGAUGUCGCCCACCACAUCACCGGACGAUGUUCGUCAGUUACAAACCCCAAUUACUGGGCUUGGGAUCUCCAACCCUCGGGAUCCCCAAGCCAGAAGCGUCGAGGCCAUGGUUAUGUCUAUCCCAUUCAACCGCAAGCUGGAAGUCCUCUCCAAGAUCAACCGCACCACGAUUAGACUUGAUAGCAAGGACGCAGAGAAGCGAGGUGCCGUGAUUGCGAUUGAGGGACCAAAGCCGCGACUUUUGAAGCAGAUUGCUUCUCUAGUCGAACGAACCCUCUUGCUAUCCAACGAAGUUGCACUCAAGACAUGGGGUAAGGAGACGGAUGGCGAGCUAAGCGCUGCACGACGGGGCUCACAAAGCGAAGAAGAAUUACUGGAUCCAGAUACCCGAUUCACAGCAUGCUUCGAAACCAUGAUCCAAUGGCACAAAAAGUCACGAGAGAUGGUAAAGCAUAUUGCUGGCCACAUAGAGUCACCAUCCGGUUCCGAGAUAGAGAGGGACUCCGAGUCACCGACAAUUUAUCGACGUGGCUCUAUGGACGAGGACAAUGCUCCCAAGAGGGGCCGAGACGAUGGCGUAAGGACAAAGACGCCUGUGGCACUGAUCAAGGACGGGUUCAGUCUCACCCUUUCAGACGAAUUUGCUUGUACAGUGCCUAUCUCUGACGCGUACGCACCUGUCGAUCACUGGCAAUGGAUGGCCACACUUUGGCGUGGCACUGUUGACCCUGAUCUUGUGGUGUAUGUGAAGCCUAGUCUGGAAGAGGAGAUUGCGGCUUGUGGAUCAGUUGAUGUACGGGUCGGGCUUAUGAUUGUCAGAAUCGCUGUGGGCAAGGACAUGGAUGAGGCCACUGAACGACGUCUAGCUUUUGAAGUGGUUGAGUGGGUGAGAGGAGGCAGCUUCCGCGAGAGUCACGACAAGACAGAUUGA
This is a messenger RNA of Fusarium pseudograminearum CS3096, 1998 nucleotides long. RefSeq lists its product as uncharacterized. The record is from RefSeq and is a predicted model, not a curated record. Lineage: Eukaryota; Fungi; Ascomycota; Sordariomycetes; Hypocreales; Nectriaceae. The transcript is spliced from 2 exons. Gene Ontology annotation, molecular function: RNA polymerase II cis-regulatory region sequence-specific DNA binding; DNA-binding transcription factor activity, RNA polymerase II-specific. The coding region runs from base 1 to 1998 and encodes 665 amino acids. Gene Ontology annotation, biological process: anatomical structure morphogenesis; negative regulation of transcription by RNA polymerase II; cell differentiation.